AUGGCACACAUCGGAGCUCUUCCCAAAAUCCAUCGCUAUAUCACAGCCCACAACAGCCAAGGCAAAGCCAUCUUCAGCAAAGCUUUUGACGAGGAGAGCAAAAUGAAACCAAAUGACGACGGCCUUGCCUUUGCACUAAGCUACACCACAAAGGGCUUCCCUGUGGAAAUGAAUGAAGACAAGGAUCUAGACGUGUACGGAGACUACCUCAAAAGCCCACCAGGCCUCGCAGUUUCGGGCGGCACCGUCCUUCGUCACGUCGACAUUCCUCCCAGCACAAAGUGUACCAUGCACCGGACCGUGAGCCUGGACUAUGGCUGCGUGCUCGAAGGCGAGGUCGAGCUGUUGCUGGACAGCGGAGAGAAGAGGUUGAUGAAGAGGGGAGAUGUUGCCAUCCAGAGAGGGACGAUGCAUCAGUGGAUCAAUCACAAUGAAACCGACUGGACGCGCAUGUUGUUUGUUCUGCAGGAGAGUAAGCCCGUGCAAGUGGCGGGCACGGCGAUUGGCGAGGAACUGGCAGGCAUGGCCGGGGUGCGGCCUUCGGAUUAA
Plenodomus lingam JN3 is the source of this 549-nucleotide messenger RNA. RefSeq lists its product as uncharacterized. The record is from RefSeq and is a predicted model, not a curated record. Lineage: Eukaryota; Fungi; Ascomycota; Dothideomycetes; Pleosporales; Leptosphaeriaceae.